AUGCUCAGAGAAGAGGCACAAAUGGACCUUCUUUUCAACAUCACGGCUAGUGCGGCUAAUUGGGCACUGCUGGCUGGCUAUCUAGUCGUACCCGGCACGUUCACAUCACUACAGACCUCGAGCCAGGUUGAAAAGACGUUGCAGAGCAACAAAGCCGGUCGUACCGCUCUACAUAUGAUCCAGAACCCUCCGUUACUCGUUAUUGCGUGCUUCCUUUUUGUUGGUGGAGCUGCAGCUCUCAUCUGGCUUAUGUAUUUCCCAAAGCUUAGAGGAAAUUACGUCUGGUUGAACAAUCAAGUGUUUCUACCCCUGUGUCUGCAUGCCGCUGCGGGGCUGCUGACCACCGUCAUCAACGUUUGCACGUCUCAAGGUGGGAAUUGGUCAGUAAUGGCUAUUAUAACAACUUCUGUUACUGGAGCAACUCUAGUGAUUUGUUCAGCACUUCUCGCGCUUUACAAGUUCUACAAAUUAGAGCUACUCCGAAAUGAGGACGAGUAUAUCCGGCGUGCCCGAGGCUCAGUCAUGUCUGAUACGUGA
Molecule: messenger RNA, 537 nt
Organism: Penicillium nucicola
Lineage: Eukaryota; Fungi; Ascomycota; Eurotiomycetes; Eurotiales; Aspergillaceae
Exons: 2
Coding region: 1-537 (178 amino acids)
Source: RefSeq, a predicted model, not a curated record